Messenger RNA from Oryzias latipes (Japanese medaka), 1808 nucleotides. RefSeq names its product F-box protein 45 (gene fbxo45). Lineage: Eukaryota; Metazoa; Chordata; Actinopteri; Beloniformes; Adrianichthyidae. The record is from RefSeq and is a predicted model, not a curated record. Gene Ontology annotation, cellular component: SCF ubiquitin ligase complex; synapse. Gene Ontology annotation, molecular function: protein binding. Gene Ontology annotation, biological process: synapse assembly involved in innervation; proteasome-mediated ubiquitin-dependent protein catabolic process.
GCAGUAAAUAGUUUUCUUUUUAUCUUCCAGGACCUUGACGUAUCGUCUCCAUUCAGCCGUUGAACUGGGAAGAGUCCAUACUGUUUUGAUUGAAAUGCGACCUGAAAGAAGAUUUUCAGAAAAGAAAAUGUUGCUGCUUAAAUGAAUUAUUGAAGUUCUCCGGCGGUGAAAGGUUAAACUCGUCGUUCGGCUUCUAUCGUCGGUGAGAGCCAGCGGCACAAAUGUCUGGAGCGGCCGGCGGGGUAGGAGGCUCCCCGUGUUUGGGCGCAGCAGCAGCGGCAUCCAGUUGCAGCUCCUCCGCCGGCUCUACCUACGCCGCUGCAACCGCGGGAGUGGCCGGGAGGCUACAAGCUCGAGUGCUGGAGCACAUUUUCUCCUAUUUGGAACUGGCUGACUUGAUGAGCUGUUCGUUGGUCUGCUGGCACUGGAACAAUGUCUUGGCGGAUGAAAACAGCGAGGUGUGGCGCAGCCUCUGCAGCCGGACUCUUGGCGAUGAGGCUCUGCGAUCUGACGUCCUGUGUAACCUGCCCACCUACAAGGGGAAACUCAAAGCCUUCCAGCACGCGCUGAGCUCCCACGACUGCUCGCGCAACGUCUAUGUGAAAAAGAACGGCUUCACGCUGCACCGCAACCCCAUCGCCCAAAGCACGGACGGCGCGCGAGGCAAGAUCGGCUUCAUGGAAGGGCGGCACGCCUGGGAGAUCUGGUGGGAAGGCCCCCUGGGCACCGUGGCAGUCAUAGGCAUCGCCACAAAGCGCGCGGCGAUGCAAUGCCAGGGUUACGUGGCUCUGCUGGGCAGCGACGACCAAAGUUGGGGCUGGAAUCUGGUCGACAACAACCUGCUGCAUAACGGCGAGGUCAGCGGGAACUUCCCGCAGUGCAACAACGCGCCGAAAUACCAGAUUGGAGAGAGGAUACGAGUGAUCCUGGACAUGGAUGACAAGACGCUAGCCUUCGAGAGGGGUUUUGAGUUUCUCGGAGUAGCGUUUCGAGGACUUCCCAAAGCCUGCCUCUUCCCGGCUGUUUCUGCCGUUUAUGGCAACACAGAAGUCACCAUGGUGUACCUGGGAAAGCCUCUCGACGGUUAGACCAACCUGUUCCAUUAUUCAAAGAUAAGCUUUAGACAGCUGCAGGACCUUUUUGUUUUUCGUCACACUAUCAUCCAAACCGUUUGAGACCGCUGGAGGACAACUUCUCCCCAGGCAUCUCCAUCCACAAAGAGGACUGCUUGCGUUUUCUACUACAGAAGAGGAGUGCAUGCAGAGUGUCAUGAAAAGGGUCCGGGUUUCCACGUGGAAGAGUCCACUUUUACCGUUAAGCUGCUGACGUUUGGUUGACAAAACAGGAAGCAGAGCGGCUAACAGCUUUACACACACUUGAGGUCUUCUGCCCGCUCCACUGACGCCAAAUCUACUCUAAUUAUUGACAACAACUACUCAGAUAUUAUAAGUGAAAAGGUGGCUUUAUGCUGUACAAGUUCAUAAAACAAGUCACUGGAUUCUCUUAAUAACCAGUGACUGGAUUAUAAUGAAGUUAUGCCAAACCAUUGUCAUAUGUUUUUUUGUUUUUUUCUUAAUUUUAUUAUUUUUAUAUAGUAAAAAAUGGAGGAAAUGUAUCACAUCUCCUCUUUUUAAAGAACUCCUCAGUAUUGGUGCAAAUGUUCUCGUUUUAUGCUAAUGUGUGUCCUUUUUAUUAUGCUACUGUAGUGUUCAAUUUAUUUAAUUUAUGGUUUUAUCCUCGGUACCACAGACACUGUAUGGUUGUGAGGCCUGUAAAUAAAGUCGACAUGGUGCCACCACGAUGAAAAA